Molecule: messenger RNA, 1941 nt
Organism: Heteronotia binoei (common prickly gecko)
Lineage: Eukaryota; Metazoa; Chordata; Lepidosauria; Squamata; Gekkonidae
Exons: 2
Source: RefSeq, a predicted model, not a curated record
AAAGUGGCAGUCCUCAUCGAAGGGAACCCCUGCCAAAUGGAGGUGGACUCAGGUUCCUCCAUUUCCCUCAUAGCGGAGGAGACCCUGAGGGAACUGUGCCCCCGGCAGCGGCUGCAACUACGGCCGGCGAACUUCAUACUCCGGGACCUUCAGAAGAACCCGGUGCAAAUUGCGGGGUGGGCGCGGGUGCAAGUUGAGAGGGGGUCCUUCCACGGGCCGCUGGACAUCCUGGUGGUAAAGCGCCAACUUGCCACCCUGCUGGGGCUGGAUUGGUUCAAACCCUUGGGGAUACGCGUGGAGGGGGUGGGGCAAACCUUAACGCCCAGCGGGUUCGGGGAGAUUUGCAAAGAGUUCCCCGAGGUAUUCGAUGGGUCCCUGGGAAGCUACAAGGGGCCGGCCAUCUCCCUGCCCCUAGACCCCACGGUCAGGCCGAUCCGGCUCAAGGCAAGGAGGGUCCCGUUCGCUUUAAAGCCAAAAAUAGAGGCCGAACUAGACCGCCUCACAGCCCAGGGUGUCCUGGAGCCUGUGGACUAUGCCACCUGGGAGACCCCCAUCGUAACCCCCAUCAAGCCAAACGGGGAGGUGCGGAUCUGUGCAGACUAUAAAUGCACGAUAAACAAGGCACUGCAGGAUAACCCCUACCCAGUGCCGGUGGUAAACCACGUUCUGGCGGCCCUAGCGGGGUCCAAGAUCUUCGGGAAGCUGGACCUGGCACAGGCCUACCAACAGCUCCCGGUAGAUGCUAAGACGGCGGAAGCCCAAACGAUAGUAACGCACAGGGGGGCCUUCCGGGUGAGGAGGCUACAGUUCGGGGUAAGCGUCGCUCCGGGGAUCUUCCAGAGUAUAAUGGACGCUCUCCUUAAAGGGAUCCCCGGAGUCCAGCCGUUCUUCGACGACGUUUUAGUCGCCGCCCCGGACCCCGAAGAAUUCGGCAACCGCCUAAGAGAGGUGCUCCGCCGGUUCCAGGCUGCGGGGCUAAAAGUCAAGAGGGAGAAGUGCCUGCUGGGGGUUCCGCGGGUGGAGUUCCUGGGGUUCGCCGUGGACGCAGCGGGAAGAAAAGACACGGGCCAUCGUGCAAGCUCCGGCCCCCACCUGCAAAGCGGAGCUCCAAAGCUUCUUGGGGCGUUUCAGGCGGUCAAGGACGUUCUGGUGUCCAAUGCGGUGCUCCACCAUUUUGACGAGGGCCUCCCCAUCAUCUUGGCUUGCGAUGCAUCGCCGUAUGGGGUGGGAGCAGUCCUGGGGCACCAACUCCCGGACGGGAGGGAGGUGCCGGUAGCAUACUACUCCCGCACACUGACACCAGCAGAGCGCAAUUACGCACAGAUAGAUAAGGAGGCUCUGGCGAUCGUGGCGGGGGUCCGCAAGUUCCAUGAGUAUCUGUACGGGCGGAGGUUCACCACAGCCAUGGACCACAAGCCCCUCUUAGGUCUGCUGGCCCCAGAUCGACAAACCCCCCAAAUCCUGUCACAGCGUGUGUUGAGGUGGAAUCAAUUCCUCAACUCCUACACUUACACACUGAUACACCGGGCCGGCAAGGCUAUGGGCCACGCUGACGCGCUCAGCCGUUUGCCGCUGCCGGAAAUGGGUCCAGACCCCGCCCCCGCACACCAGGUAAUGCUGAUGGAAAGCCUCCCAGAGCCACCCCUACACGCAGCGGAGGUCGCCAAGGCCACCCAGAAACACAAGACACUGGCACGGGUGCUCGACUGGGUGGUAAGGGGGUGGCCAGAGGGAAACAUGGGGGAAGAAUUCAAACCCUAUAAAGUCAGGAGGGAGGAACUGGCAGCCCACAAGGGGUGCUUACUAUGGGGAAGUAGGGUAGUGAUUCCGCCCCCGCUGCAAAAGCGUGUUCUAGAAUCCCUCCAUGAGACCCACCCCGGCAUAGUGCGAAUGAAGGCCCUGGCUAGAAGCUACGUCUGGUGGCCGGGAAUGGACGGGGAG